Molecule: messenger RNA, 1147 nt
Organism: Leucoraja erinaceus (little skate)
Lineage: Eukaryota; Metazoa; Chordata; Chondrichthyes; Rajiformes; Rajidae
Product: protein SET-like
Exons: 4
Coding region: 91-1119 (342 amino acids)
Biological process (GO): nucleosome assembly
Cellular component (GO): chromatin; nucleus
Molecular function (GO): chromatin binding; histone binding
Source: RefSeq, a predicted model, not a curated record
AAGUCCCGUUGCAGAGAUGAGGUGAAAGUCGGCGGGUUGUUUUGUUGUCGUUUUUUGCAAAAGGGAAGGCCGCUCGUUUGUUUUUUUUCCAUGCAAAACCUCCCGCGGGCGGCGAUGAGCGGCGGCGGCGGCACCGGAGCGAAGCAGCGGCGAUUGCAGCUGCAAACGGAGGGAGAUAAGGAAAGGGAGGAGGAGAAGGCGGCGCCAGCUGCAGCAGCAGCAGCAGCAGCUGCGAUGGAACGUUGCCCGGGAGAACGCGGCGGCCCGGCCGCGGUUGCCGUGGAGAUGGAACGUGGCCCGGGCGGCCCGGCCGCGGUUGCCGGGGAGAUGGAACGUGGCCCGGGCGGCCCGGCCGCCGUUGCCGGGGCGACGCUGCGGGCGCUGGGCGCGUGCCAGAGGCGGCUGCUGACGCUGGCCCGCCGCGCCGGCUGCGAGGUGCUGCGGGUGGAGCGGCGCUACGGCGAGCUGAGGAGGCCGCACUUGCAGCGGCGGGGCCGGCUGAUCGAGCGCAUCCCCGGCUUCUGGGUCACCGCCGUAUCCUUUUAUUAUUAUUUUUUUUGCAUUUGCAACGUUGCAUUUUGCAUUUGCACCGUUGCAUUUUGCAUUUGCACCGUUGCAUUUUGUUUGAAACCUCGGUUGCAUGCAUGCAUGCAUUGGUGCGUGCAUCAGAACGUUUCGGUGCAGAUAUUAAGCCUGUGUUGCAUGCAUCUGCGUGUUGCAUGCAUCUGCGUGUUGCAUGCAUCUGCGCGGAGGCCGGUGUCACAGUCGACUCCCAUCAAGUGGAAGCCAGGGAUGGAGUUGACGAGCGAAGUCAAGGAGCCCGGAACCCUCGUGCAUCACCACGGCCCGCCGCGGAGCUUCUUCUGCUGGUUCUCCGAGCACCGCAACCCCACCACGGACCACAUCGCAGAGGUGCUGAAGGAUGACAUGUGGCCCAACCCCUUACAGUAUUUCCUCGUAGCGGACAGUGAGAGCGGGGAGAACGGCCUGGAGGACAGCGAUGAAGAAAAUGGCGGAGAUUCGGUGGUGAUCGUGGAUGGGGAUGAUGAAGACGAUGAUAUUCAGGAAAUACUGGAGGAUGAUGAAGGUGAAGGCCCCAACAUGCCCCGUCUACACUAGUCCCACCCCGACCAACAUGCCCCGUCUA